AUGAUGCACGACUCCUGCGGUGUCCAAAUGGCGAGGACGCUGAAGCACGCAGCCCUCUGCCUGAUGCUGCUGCCCCGCUUCCUGCUGGCCGCCGUCAUGCUGUGGCUCCUGGAUUUCUUGUGCAUUAGGAAAAAAGUCUUGCUGAAAAUGGGAGAGGGACAGGACAGCCCGGACGACCCACCGGUGUGCGUCUCUGACUCCAACAAGAUGUUCACCUUGGAGUCUCUCAGGGCGGUGUGGUACGGACAGAAACUGGACUUUCUCAAAUCUGCGCACCUCGGGAGCGCUGCGCCCAACACCGAGGUGAUGCUGAUCCACGAGCGGAGGCAGGUCCGGAUCCUGGACUGCAUGAAAGGGAAGAGACCGCUCAUCCUCAACUUUGGCAGCUGCUCCUGA
Xyrichtys novacula (pearly razorfish) is the source of this 396-nucleotide messenger RNA. NCBI's taxonomy places the organism in Eukaryota, Metazoa, Chordata, Actinopteri, Labriformes, Labridae. The record is from the annotation of a GenBank genome assembly.